CCCUUUCUUCCGCUAUUUUUGGUCUUUCGUCAUUGAUAUUCGAGAUUUUCUCGUUCUAUCUGCGCUUUUUGUAGAUUUCGUAUCGAGAAUGCGCCCACCAAUUCCUACACUGUGCAGAAGCUUUACUAAGGUCUCGGGAAAGAGGCAGCCAUUCAAAGUCGUUGAAGUAGGAGCUCGCGAUGGCUUGCAGAACGAGAAGCAGAUUAUUCCUACUGAAGACAAGAUAGAUUUGAUAAACAGGCUCAGUUCCUGCGGACUGAAGAGCGUUGAAGCGACCAGCUUUGUCUCUCCUAAAUGGGUGCCACAAAUGGGUGAUCAUCAAGAGGUGUUAGAGAAGAUAUCUAAGUUUCCGAAUGUAUCCUAUCCAGUUCUCGUUCCGAACCUUGCUGGACUCAAGAAUGUCCUAAAGAAUGGUCACGCUUCUGAAAUUGCUGUUUUUGGUGCCGCCUCGAAUACAUUCUCUAUGAAGAAUGUUAACGCCAAUGUCGAAGAUAGUCUCAAAAAGCUCCAAGAAGUGACCAAAGCAGCUUUGCAGGAAGGCUUAAAAGUCAGGGGAUAUGUUUCAUGUGUUAUUGGCUGUCCCUACGAAGGAAAAAUUAGUAGCGAUGUUGUGGCUAAAGUUACUGAAAGUUUGAUUGAUGCUGGAUGUUACGAAGUGUCUUUGGGUGAUACUAUUGGUGUUGGAAGUGCAGGAUCAGUCGCGUCCAUGUUGGACACGGUCACCAAAGCUGUUCCAGCAAACAAAUUAGCUGUUCAUUUUCAUGACACCUACGGACAAGCAUUGGCCAACGUCAUAGUCGCAAUUGAGAAGGGCAUUCGGGUUGCUGAUUCUUCGAUUGCAGGCCUUGGAGGUUGUCCUUACGCUAAAGGGGCAACGGGAAACCUAGCUACUGAAGAUCUUGUUUACCUGUUGCACGACUUAGGUUUUGAUACUGGAAUUGAUCUGGACAAACUAGUCGACACUUCGAUCUGGAUUUGCAAGAAAAUGGGCCGCCAAAACGCUUCUCGAGUUACGAGAGCACUCACUGCAAAAGCUCCAUAAAUUCACUAUUCACUUGUUAGGUCGCCCAGUCCGCAAUGGAAAAUAAUAUGCUCAUCUCGAGUGCACCUUCCUCGCUUACUCGUCUCUAUAUUUACCUCCGAUGUUACUUAUCUCUUUGCUCAUUCUGUCACUUGCUCAAUUACAUUGGCAUCGAGAAUAAAUGUUCGGUGCCAUUCUGUCUGCGAGCACCUCAGCCAGAAGGUAAUCGGUAUAACUAAAUAAAAUCAC
Cylicocyclus nassatus is the source of this 1270-nucleotide messenger RNA. The record is from the annotation of a GenBank genome assembly. Lineage: Eukaryota; Metazoa; Nematoda; Chromadorea; Rhabditida; Strongylidae.